Molecule: messenger RNA, 2415 nt
Organism: Colias croceus (clouded yellow)
Lineage: Eukaryota; Metazoa; Arthropoda; Insecta; Lepidoptera; Pieridae
Gene: GATAd
Product: zinc finger transcription factor Trps1
Exons: 9
Coding region: 170-2191 (673 amino acids)
Biological process (GO): cell fate commitment; negative regulation of transcription by RNA polymerase II; positive regulation of transcription by RNA polymerase II
Cellular component (GO): nucleus
Molecular function (GO): DNA-binding transcription factor activity, RNA polymerase II-specific; zinc ion binding; RNA polymerase II cis-regulatory region sequence-specific DNA binding
Source: RefSeq, a predicted model, not a curated record
UGUAGCUUGCUCGUUCGUUUGGUUGACAAUCGCGAUGUGGUUUAUCCUACAUCAUCGCAUGCUGAGUUAUCUUUUCAAGAAAUAUUUAUAAUUUUUCAAUUAGUUAAGCGAUUCAUUUCUAAAUGUUUUCUUUCGUUGUGAUAUCUUUUCUCUGUUUUGAUUUCUAAAUAUGUGUAACUUGCCGCCGAAGUUCCAUUCAGUGUGUCGCCUUUGUUUAUCAUUCUGUGGCGAUAAUUGCAGUGAUGUUAAACUUCCAAUAUUCGACCGUGAUAAGGAUAAAUCACAGCUUUCCGAGAUGAUAAUGACAUAUUUGUCAAUAGUGGUUUCUCCAGAAGACAUGCUGCCACAGGUAGUAUGUGGAAGUUGUGCUAACAAACUAGAUGAGUUUCAUACAUUUAGAGAACUAUCACACAAGUCUGAAAGAUUAUUGGAACAAUUUCUUCAGUAUGCGAAUUCCAUAUCAGGCCCCAAGGAGGAAGUCCUCAGCAUAACGGCCGACAAACUGGAAGAAAUAAUUAAACCAUUGAACGAUAAUGAUUACGAUCACGCAACAAAGAACAAAUACGCCGAAAUCGGGUCACCGGAUUCGACGGAGGAGAUGAAAAACUUGGAGAGUCGGCAGGCGGCGGUUACACUUCUUCAAAUUAAAAAUUACGAUCCAACAAAAUAUGUCGUCAAACCCGAGGAGAGUCCGAACAUAAUGUUCAAAACAGUAAGUUUACCGCCUUCGGACAGGGCGAGAGAAGUAAUGCACUGCAAUACAGUCAUCGAUAUAAUAAGCAAGGCUGUCGCGGUCGCUCAGCGGGAAAACGAGGAAUCUCAUAACUAUCCGCCUAACUAUACGAGCGUGAUUGACAAGACGCACGUGCCCUGCGCCGCGGACUACAAGCAGGAGUACGUCGACGAGCCGUACACGCACAACGCGCCGCAGAGCGUCACCAGUCUGGGCAGCAACGAUGAGCACAACAAGGAAAUGGACUUGUCGCUCUACAGCUCAGCCAAGAACGAGUACCUGGAUCCGAACGAGCAGGAACGGGAGGCGAACGCAUAUGUACAUAGAACAAUUACGAGCAACAAAAUGUCAAGUUUCGCGGAUGAAUACAAGCAGCACGUGUACGCGAGGGCGUGCGUGAGAACGAAACCGGCGAAGGAGAAUUCGGUGUAUGAGGAGUGCAGUCAAAGCAGCAGCGGAUCCGACCCAGACAGGCUACAGAUGGAUAUAUCGGAGGUGUCGCAGGACGAUCCCGAGGAAACCCAGUCGGUGCCGUCAGCGCAAUCGUCACCGAAACCGCCGCACGAAAGUGAAACCGAAAAGGAAUCGUUAUGGCACGCGUUACAUAAACAGAACGGUCGUGGUGGAGAAACGACACAGUUGCUCCGGCGGCUAAUAAACAGCAAGCACACGGGCAUGACGGUGUCGCCGCUGCGCGCCAACACGUCGCCUCUGCCCGCCGCGCUACUGCCCAACGGGGCUGUUUCACCGAACGGCGACUGGCCGAGCCCAGGUCGCGGCGGGUCCGGUGCGGGCGGGGCGGGCGGCACGGCGCGCAGGAAACAGAGCUGUCCCGCGCGCGCGCAGCCGCUGCAAGAGCAACAUGUCACGUGGCCGAUUGCGAAUGAUAAUGAAGCGUCAGACGCGGCAUCGAACGCGGCGCGGUCCGGCGGGGCGGGCGCGAACGCGGGGGCGGGGGGUGGUCGCGUCGAACUGUCCUGCACCAACUGCGGCACGCACACGACCACCAUCUGGCGGCGGGACGCGCGCGGCGAGAUGGUGUGCAACGCGUGCGGGCUGUACUACAAGCUGCACGGCGUGCCGCGCCCCACGGCCAUGCGCCGCGACACCAUACACACGCGCCGCCGCCGGCCCCGGCACGAAGUCAAGUCGGCGCGAUCCAGACGGCGAGGUGGCAGCGGAGGUGCGGUGGACAGUGUCGAGGGGGGCGAGGUAGCGGGCGCGGGCGCGGGGGGUGCAGUGAGCGGGAGUGCGGGGGGCGCGGCGGUUAGUGCGGGGGGCGAGGGCGCGGAGGAGGCGGUGCUGAGCGCGCUGCGCCGCCAGUUGCAGCCGCACCUGCUGGCCGCGCUGCACGCGCACACCGCGCACCGGACGCAGAUGGGCCGCGGCAUGCCGGACUACGACGAGGCGCCGCUGAACCUCGUGGCGAGUCACGUGGCCGCGGAAGAGACGCAUUGACUUAACACGAUAUCCACGUUUACUUAACGUAUUCCAUUUUCGAACAACACUCACACAUGCACCCGUGUACAAACGGCCAGUUACUCAUACCAUAGACAAACAAUUUUAGUUUAUAUUUGGAAUAUUUUUAAACAGCCGCGUUUUGACAGAUGACAUUUAUUAUUCUUCAUAAAAGUUUCGUUAUCGAAAAAUUACACCGUUUUACUUUUGGUUUUCAAUAGUAA